UCAAAAUGGCGUCGGUAGGGGUGUUAACAUAACAGCCUAGCUGUUUCAAAAAGAGAUGGAACGGAAACCACUGUUGAGUAGUGGCUCCGACAGCGAUUUCGAUGAUUUGGGAAAUAGUUCCAAUUUUAAUGGAGACAGAGGCAAUGAUAUUAACGCCAUUUCUGUGACUGUAGAAAAGAAGAGGAGUGUAACGUCCAGCCUGGCCUUUGCUAUAACAUCUUGUACACUGGGGUCCUCCUUUGUGGUCGGUUACAACACUGGCGUCCUGAAUGAACCUGCAGAGGUGAUCCAGGACUUCUACAACAGCACAUACUAUAACAGAAAUGGGGAAUACAUGUCAUCGUCCCUCCUCACACUCCUGUGGUCGUUUACCGUGUCCAUCUUUGCCAUCGGGGGCAUGAUAGGGGGCCUCUCGGGAGGAUAUGUAGCCAACAGAUUUGGCAGGAGAGGGGGCCUACUGAGAAAUAAUCUCCUCAACUUAAUAGCAAGUGGCCUGCUCAUUUCUUCAAAGUUUGCCAAGUCAUAUGAAAUGCUCAUAGCUGGCAGGUUUGUGGCUGGGCUGUGUUCUGGCAUAGACACUGCUAUUGUCCCCCUGUACCUGUCCGAGACUGCCCCCAUCUCCUUACGAGGACUGGCCGGGACGUUCAACCAGCUGGCCAUCUGUCUUGGUAUCCUCAUCUCACAGAUAAUAGGCCUAGGACAGUUUCUGUCUACCCCAGACUUAUGGCAUUACUUACUGGGAUGCACCCUUGUACCGAUGGUGUUCCAGUUAUUGACCCUGCCAUGGUGUGUAGAAAGUCCCAGUUACCUUAUGAUAAACAAAGGCAGUGAGAAUAUGGCAGAACAAGCUUUGGUGUGGCUGAGAAAAGAUACAGAUAUCUAUGAUGAAAUCGGAGAAAUGAAAACCGAAAUGGAAAAAUCAAAAAAGGCUGCAAAGUUCCACUUCACAGAUUUGUUCAAGCGCCAAGAACUCCUCACUCCGUUGGUAAUAAGUUUGGUGCUCCAGCUGUCUCAACAGUUCAGUGGUAUCAAUGCUGUUAUCUAUUAUUCUACCCUUAUAUUUGAGAGUGCAGGGCUGUCUCAGCUAAAUGCCCAGUAUGCCACCCUUGGGACUGGUGCGGUCAAUGUUUUAAUGACCUUCGUGUCGGCUAUUAUCAUGGACAGGGUGGGGAGACGGACUCUACACCUGGUAGGACUCGGUGGUAUGCUAGUGUUUGGUACGGUAUUGUCUUUGGCAUUGAUAUUCCAGGAUGAUGCUUCAUGGCUGUCGUACGUCAGUAUUGCUGCGGUCAUGGCCUACAUUGUCUCCUUCGCCACAGGUCCAGGUUCUAUACCAUGGUUUUACGUAGCCGAGUUAUUUGCUCAGGGACCAAGGUCAGCAGCGGUCAGUUUGUCUGUACUGACCAACUGGCUUGCCAACUUCACUGUGGGACUUUCAUAUCCAGAAAUACAGAAGGCAAUUACGAGCUACUCGUUUCUUCCCUUUGUCGGAAUGCUGGUACUUUUCUGGCUAUUCACAUUUUUUAAAGUUCCGGAGACCAAAGGAAAAACUAUAGAAGAAAUAGUAUCUUCAUUUAAAUCUCGUGAAGAGAAACAGAUUCAAAACCCUGGGGACAAAAGCUACCAACGCCUGACAGAAGAAGAUGAUGACUGAGUUGUAAAAGUCAUAAAUAUGAUAUAUUUUGGAUAUCAAUUUUAUGAAUUUAUCAUUUAAUUUUCAAUUGCUUUAACAUCAAAGUUGCUUUUCCACUAAACUUUAAAGGCUUUUCAGGAUAGGACAGUUAAUUACUUUUUUUGUCACUUCCUGACAUUAAAAAUGCUUUUGUGCCAACCCUUGUGAAGUUAACGUGUUCAAACACAAACAUUUAAACAGCAUGUUUUACAUUGUAUCAGUACACAUACCCUUUUAUUGGUGGUCACUCUAUCAGGUUGGUAUUCACAAUAUCAAAAUAAUCACAUUAACAAAGACGUCUUUCAAGCGACAUCAAUAUAAAUGUUCACACUAUAAGAAGAUCUAGGUUUUAUUGCCAAACUUAACAUUCAUGUUAAGACGGCAUUUGUUUUUAUGAAGACGAAGCUAUAUCAUACUUUCUAUUACACAACUGUUUAGCUGUGAUAAAUUGUAUACUGAUGCUAAACAUUCCUCUUAAUUAAUGUCUUUCAAGGAAAAUGUGAUAUAAAGUAAUAUGUGAUAUAAAGCAAACUGUUACAUUAACAGGAACUACUUUCAGUGUAAAAUUUAACAGUUUUAUACCAUAACGAUUUAAGUUUUGUUAAACCCAUAUGAAAUUCUGCAAAGUCACAGUGAGAAAAUGGACCCUCAGGGCCACACGAAGAAAAAUCAGCAAUGUUUUCAUAAUGGACACCUGUACAGGUAGUUUUUACAUGUGAUAUGUUGGUCAACUGGCUCUUAAACAGGAUAGUAAGAGAAGUUCAUGUCAAGUCAUAUGAUAUAAAAGAAACCAAAGUACAAACAAUAUAUACAAUAUACAUGUAUUUAUUGAGAAUGAAAUGGUGUUUCAGGAAAGAUGAUAUUAACCAAAUCAUGACAUUAACCAAAUCAUGACAUUAAGUGGAUUCCACUGAUAGUAGUGUUUAUUGCAUGGAUGCACAAAUCAACUUAUGAGCAAAUUUUAUACAUGUGCCAGUACUAACUACUCAGGACAGCACUUGUGCUAGGUGUGAUGUCAGGCAGACAUAUAUCAGUGGCAGUGCUUGUGUUACUCACCAUUGUCGAUGUAUAUAUUUUUGUCAGAGACUACUAUUGAAAAUAUAUUGUAUCUCAUAACUUACUCGGGACUAAUAGUAUCAACCUAUAUGUAAAUAUGCUAAUAUAUUUUUGCUGAAAUCUGAUGAUUUUUUUGUCAAAUAUGUGUUGGAAUUGUACAGUUUCA
This is a messenger RNA of Mizuhopecten yessoensis (Yesso scallop), 2894 nucleotides long. RefSeq names its product solute carrier family 2, facilitated glucose transporter member 3-like. Gene Ontology annotation, cellular component: membrane. Lineage: Eukaryota; Metazoa; Mollusca; Bivalvia; Pectinida; Pectinidae. The transcript has 11 exons. Gene Ontology annotation, molecular function: hexose transmembrane transporter activity. The record is from RefSeq and is a predicted model, not a curated record. Bases 56 to 1654 code for a protein of 532 amino acids. Gene Ontology annotation, biological process: monosaccharide transmembrane transport.